AUGAGGUUCGUGAAGAGCAAACGGUGUGGGUUUCCAAUCGUCCGGAUGUUACUGAGUUUGCCCCCUGUAGUGCCGUUGGUAGAGGCUUACAAUUUGCAUGCAUCAUCUCCGGUGACUCUGGUUGCACAGUUGGAGGCGGUGAUGGGUUUGUCGAAGGGUUGGGAUCCGGCAGUUACGACGGACGUAGGUCGUCGUGUGUGGCUGGAGCUGGCACCUGCGAAGACAUGGGGGACUGUGAUUGCGGCGGUGAGCGAGUGUGAUUUUUUUCGUCGUGUUGGGAGACCCUGGCUGGAGCUGGCGACGAUUUUGACGACUUACUUGGAGUCACCGGUAGACAAGGUCUUGGGACCCGCAUUGGCGGGAGUGCGGGCUCGAUUGCAGCCGGCGUUUUGGACUGCGCGCCAUCCCCAACGCAAGAUGGAAGUCUGGCUACUAGCCAGCUUUCUGCAGUGUCUCGAACCAUUAUAUCCUCGCAAAACACCCCUGGACCUUUUCUCCGGCCAUGUGUGGAGUGUGAUCCAGCAGAAUUUGGGUUUCGUGUCCGGCGAAGGCUUCGAACACGCGUUCGACGGAUUACUAGACUUUAGAACCUACCGCGCACGCGCACCUAACAGCAACCCGCGAAGCAACCCAAUGCAGAGGCUGAGGCGGUGCCGUCUGCUGUCGGCUGCGGAAUUCGGACGAGUCGACGGCGACGACGGUUCACGCUCCUUCUUCGAGCAGCGGCUGGCGACCCGCGUCGCACACAAACUGCGUCGGCCCGGACGCGGGGACCCGCCGGGCGCCGCGGUCUGGACGGGCGUCUUCGACCACGGGCGGGCAGCCGAGGCGCUCUUCAACCUCUUUUCAGUCGAGCAACGACAGAAGCUGCGCCGCCUAAUAGAAGGCCGCCUGGAGGGCACUCAUGAUCCGGACGGUCCGCAUCACCGAAAAAAGGGCCUGGACCAGGAGCGUCACCUACCGGACCCCUUCUGUCCACAACUGACUCUCUGCCACAUAGAUUUUCUGGAACUCGCCGCCGCCAUCUGCCGGUUUGUUCGCUACCCCUUCGGACGCCUCGGCGUCUGGGCUCAGCCGCUCCUCGACACCGCAGGUCAUUCCAAACACGCCAAGUUGCUGAUGGACGUCUGGACCACUGCUUGCCUCCUACAGUACUCGGGCAUCGAAUCUGAAAUCCUCCAUCAGUUCUGCGAACAUACACUCAACUUUCACCCUCUCAAGACCCUCUACAAAUUCGACUGCUAUCAGGUGCUGCACUCCGGCGUUACUAAGUUUGUCCGUAGGACCCUCGGCGGUUACAACAUGCGUCAAAGGCUGCUGAAUGUGAACGAAUCGAAUCGCCUCGUCCCCCUGGACAAGUUCUUCUCGCGAAACCGCCUAAAGAGAGCACAGGAGACGAAACGACAACUUGGUCGCGAUGAAAACUUGUCCCAAGAAAUGGAAACCGACCACGACCCUGACGGAGAGAUGGAACAGGAAGUCGAUCCUGAUCAAGUGGAUCCUGAUCAAGUGGAUCCUGAUCAAGUGGAUCCUGAUCAAGUGGAUCCUGAUCAAGUGGAUCCUGAUCAAGUGGAUCCUGACCAAGUCGAUCCUGAUCAAGUCGAUCCUGAUCAAGUCGAUCCUGAUCAAGUCGAUCCUGACCAAGGCGGUCCUGGUCAAGCGGGUCACGAGCAAGCCGGUGGCCACCUAACCGCUCGUGAGGCCGCGGUGAAAUGUCUGGAGGAGGAGUAUAUGGCCGGGAACGGGAGUGGGCCGCAGAGAGAAGCGGUGCCGCUUCUCCUGUACCUUCUGAGAGCGCGCGACGGGGAAGGCUUUGUCUUAACGGACGAAAAGCUUGCAGACGUCCAACAAUAUCUGAACAAGGGCCGGGUCGGCGACACGGAAGUCGUGGAUGCGAUGUACUACCUGACCACCGUGCCGGGCGGUCGAUGGACCAGUGAACAGCGACAGUGGGGUUUGAUGGCGCACUUGCUCGAGUUCUUCCAAGUGCCGCCGGCGCCCCUAGCCGAGUUUAUGCUCGGCACUUGGUCUUGGGCGAGCAUUAUAGAGACCUGGACGCAGGUCGACCCACGUAUCCUGACUAAGCCGUUGCCAGCUCACGUGGCCUCGAUCGUCUCCAGACAGCGUCAGAAAAAAAUUCUUGUCGACGGUCUGAUCCGCGCCGCAAGCCGAGCACGAGCACCUGAGCGGGGUUACCAGUUCCUCACGUGA
Molecule: messenger RNA, 2211 nt
Organism: Gregarina niphandrodes
Lineage: Eukaryota; Apicomplexa; Conoidasida; Eugregarinorida; Gregarinidae
Exons: 1
Coding region: 1-2211 (736 amino acids)
Source: RefSeq, a predicted model, not a curated record